Messenger RNA from Closterium sp. Naga37s-1, 3459 nucleotides. Lineage: Eukaryota; Viridiplantae; Streptophyta; Zygnematophyceae; Desmidiales; Closteriaceae. The record is from the annotation of a GenBank genome assembly.
AUGAACGUGGGCGUUGCCGCUCGACCCUCCCCUCCAGACACGAUGCAUCCUUCCGAUCAUUUCGCUCCUAGCCAUCCUUUCGCAGAUCCAUCCGUCUGUCUCGCAGCGCGUCUCUCUCCCCCAGACUGCUUCUCCGCGUCGCUCGGCUCGUCCCCAUCGUCGCGCUGCGGAUCCGAAGCGCUCAAAGCCGCCGCGUGCCGGCCGGCAGGCGGCCUCCAGGAGCGGCCGUCCUUGCUCGGCGCGCAGGGUUUGGAACAGGAGUGGGCGGCUAUUUUCGGAGAAGAUGACGGAGACGACGCCAGGGAUAACGGAGAUUACGAAAAUGACGUGGAUUACGGAUAUCCCGGAAAUGACGGGAAGACGGGAGGUGAGCGUGAGGAGGAAGAUGACGAGGAGGACGUGCCUUGGGAGGCACUCCGCACUUCCUCUCUUUCCCCCGAUUCCCCCUCCGUAUCCCCGCGUUCCUCCUCCGCUGCGCUAGCUGCUGCACUUGCGGCGUCCCGAAAAGCGGAAAGUUUUCGAGAAGAUUUGGAUUCUUCGGACGAGGAGUUCUUAGCGGCUUACUGCCACAUUACCGGUUCCCCUACUCCCCCCGACUGCAGCCCCGCUGCGGGGUCCCCCGUAACCUCCCCCCCUUCCGCAGCUUCCGCGGGUUCCGCCUUCCGCGGGCCCGUCGUCCGCGCGCUGCAGAAGAGUGCGAGCUGUUUGGAGGGGCGGGGGGAGCAGCGCCAAGCGCCAGUACGCGCGCAAGCGGGGAGGGCGCAGGCGCUGGCCAAGCCACAGGAGACGUUGUUGCGCAAGGGCGGAGCGAGCUGCGGAGCUAGCGCCGCAAGGGACGCGCAUGCGAGGGUAAGGGCGCAGGAAGCGGCGGACGUUCCGCAACGUUCCUACACGGCGCCAUCCGGGGGGGGUAAGCCGGCGCCUUUUUCGGCACCCUUUGCGGCGGUUAUUGCGCAUCAAAACCUGGAGAAGCAGAACCUCCACCUGAAGAAACAGCUGCAGCAAGCGCAGCAGCUAAGGACCGCAAUAGGCGGCGGAGUCGGCGGUGGCAGCGGCGGUGGCGGCAGCGGAGUCAGCAGUAGCGGAAGCAGUUGCAGUGGGCUCAGUGGUUCGGACCUUGCGCGGGGAUUGGGAAACGAGUCGGGUGUCAAGCAAGCCGGAGGCGUGGCGGCCGCCGCCGGGCACGGGGCGCGCGCGACGGGGGGAACUGGCGGAGCCUGCUGCGCGCGAUCUCAGGCGCAGCCGGCGAGCGCUGCGCAAGCUAGAUCAAGAAGCAAUGCGGGGCACGCAGACACUCCGGCUGGCGGAGCGGUGUCCGCGGGUGCGCGGAAGCUGUUCGGGUUCGGUUCGCAGUCCCACCGGAUGUUACCGCACGCCGCCACUACCGGCGGAGGCCCCCGCUCGCUCGUCCGCGGGCGUUCGUGGGCGUCGUUGGAGUUCCAGCGGACGCAAGAUUCCCCGCAAAACGCGCCGCAUUUAGAGGAGCUGGUCCCCUGCACUAAAGGCCUCCCCACUAUCGAGAGCAGUGGCAGCGGGAGCGGCAGCGGUAGCGGUAACGGGUGCGGCAGCAGUAGGAGCAGGGAAAGGGGCAGCGGCGGUAAUAGGACCGUUAGUUUCUCGGAGCGGCACUCCGCGCUUCUUUCUCCCGCGGAUUCCCCGCGGGCGCGCGCAGGCGCCGCCGCGCCGCCGCUCUCCGCCAUGGGCAGGGCAAGCUCGGCAGCUGCGGGCGGCGCAUCGCGGGGCUCCCCCUCGUUCCCCCAUGAGCGGAGCGUUCUUCCGGAGCUCCCCGGGUUGGCGAAAAGGGCGCUGCUUGCGCAGGCGCAGGAGGGGACGGGCGCAAGUGGCGCGGGUGGAACCGUGGCAGGCGCAGGGGCGCCAGGCCUGUCCCGAACCUCGUCGGCUCGGCAGCUGUACGUUCAGAAAAUGCUGCUGGAUCUGGCGGCGCAGAGCGACGAAGCAAGCGAAGCAGGUUCGGGUUCCGGUUCGGGACACGCGAGUCCGUGUGUAGCGUCGGGGGGGGGAAGCGGGAAGGGGGGCGGGAGCGUGCUUUCUAGGCGCGGAGUACUGGGGCGGUCGGUUUCAGGCAAGGAGCACGCGGGGAGGCGCGCGGGGGCAACGGCGCAGGAAGGCGCGGAGGCGGCGCAAGUGCAACUCAACGCGGUCAGGCGCUCCGCUUCCGCGCGCUACCAGCCCGCCUCGCGGCUAUCCGUCGACUUGAGCGCAGCUGCCUCCGCGGGGCUGACUGGCGGAGAGAACGGCGGAGGGGGUUCCGCGGAGGGGAGAUCUCUGGGGCGCUCCGCAUCUGACAAGGCAAUGCAGGGGGGGGAUCAGGCGCGGAUGGUGGGCCUACCGUCGAUUUCUGGGGCGAUUUCUGGGGCGGGCGCAGCUGUGCGGGGGGGUACAUCUACAGUACUUGUGGAUCCGUUUGCCGGGGCUUAUAACAGGGAAGCUUGUGACGAGGAUGAGGAUGAUGAAGAUCUGUUUGAUAUUCUUGCUGCUAUGAGGAGCAUGCAGACGAGCCCUCAGUCUCCUAGCCCACUCUCCCCCCUCCACCCCUGCCCACCCCGCUCCCCAAUCCCCCUCUCCCCCUCCCCCGCCAACUCCCCCCACGGCCCCCCCCACCACACUUAUUCUCGCGAUCCCUCCCCUGCUCCCCGCGUUCCCCCCGUUCCUCGCCCUUCCUCUCCCCCUCCCCCUCCCCUCCUCCGCUCCCCUUCACCCGACUCCCGCUCCCCCUCCCCUUCUUCGCGCACCGCGCCCCAACCAAACCACCCAUCCUCCCUCUCGGUCUCUCACCCCAAUACCACUCCUGCACGAUCCGCUUCUCAGCUCUACUCGUCUGCCCCUGGCCCUUCUUACGAAUCCCCCCCUCGCUCCCCACCGCUUUCCCCCCUCGGAUCCUCCCCCGCCUCCUCCCCUCGCUCCCCGCCGCUCACGCCGCCUCGUAAUAUCCGCCGCCGCCGCUCGCUGCACAUCCCGUCCCGCUCCAUGCCGUCAGCUUUGGCUCGGCCGAACCGCCGCCAUUCCACAUGCGAGGAUCGUCCGCUGAACAUGACGCAUCCCGCCGCCCGCCAGCCUGGCAGUGGCAGUGGUGGUGCUGGUGGUGGCAGUGGUGGUGGUCCCUUUGCUGGUGGUGCCAGUUCCCGUGGCGCAUCUGCUGCUACUCGUGCGUUUGCGCAGUCGCGCAGUUUGAAUUCUAGCUCGUCUGCUGCCGCGGCGGCUGCUGCUGCCGUGAAAGCGGCUGCGGCUGCAAGGAGGGCGCAGGUUGGCAUGGGGGAAGGGAAGUUGGGUGGUGGUGGGGGAGCGAAGGCUGGAGGGCAUUUGGGUGGUGGCGGUUGUGGCAGUGGCAACUGUAAUGGUGGUGGUGAUGGCAGCGGUGGUGGUGAUGUGGGAGAUAGGGUGUUUAACAGAGCACGAACACAGCCAACAGAGCGGCCAUCUGCAGGCAGAGGGCGGUGA